AUGUCUUCAGGAACUGGAAUUGGAAUUGGUUGGAACUGGAAAUGGAAUUGGUUGGAACUGGAAUUGGAAUUGGUUGGAACUGGAAAUGGAACUGGUUGGAACUGGAAUUGGAAUUGGUUGGAACUGGAAUUGGAAUUGGUAGGAAUUGGUUGGAAUUGGAAUUGGAAUUGGUCAGAAUUGGUUCGAAUUGGAAUUGAAAUUGGUUACAAUUGGCUCGAGUUACCUAAAACUCGUAUGGAAUUGGCCUAA
Messenger RNA from Rotaria sordida, 249 nucleotides. The record is from the annotation of a GenBank genome assembly. Lineage: Eukaryota; Metazoa; Rotifera; Eurotatoria; Philodinida; Philodinidae.